UCAAACAAAAUGCAGGCUCUCCACUCAUCAACCUUCCAUGUCUCACACAAACCCUUCCUCUAUGGAGAGUCUCCAAAGUUCCAUGAGGAAAGAAAGAGAUGCCACAUGAAGAAGAAGACACCAUGGGUGUCAACAUCAGCAAUAUCAGCAUCAAUUGUUCCUAACACAUCCUCUGCUCCCAAGAGAGAGAAGGACCCAAAGAAACGUGUAGUCAUCACUGGGAUGGGCGUUGUCUCUGUCUUUGGCAACGAUGUGGAUACCUACUAUGACUGUCUCCUUGAAGGUAAGAGUGGGAUCAGCCCAAUUGAUCGCUUCGACGUAUCGGAGUUUCCUACCCAAUUCGCCAGCCAAAUUCAUGGAUUCACUCCUGAAGAUUAUAUCAACAAGAAGCAAGAACGCCAACUUGAGAAUCAUCAUAAAUAUGGCCUUGUUGCAGGCAUGAAGGCUCUAAAAAAUGCAGACCUGGGCACCCAUAACCUAUCCAAGAUUAACAAGGAGAGAGCUUGUGUGAUUAUUGGGACAGCCUUUGGUGGUUGUGCAAUGACAUACAGUAGUAUUCCAAUUCUAAGAGAGAAAGGGUAUAGAAAGCUAACUCCAUAUCUGGUUAUUAACUCUGCUACAAACAUGACUGCUGCCUUACUUGCUGUUGAGUUGGGUCUUAUGGGUCCAACCUAUUCGAUUUCAACUGCUUGUGCUACUGCAAAUCAUUGCUUCUAUGCUGCUGCUAACCACAUCAGGGAAGGAGAUGCUGAUUUAGUAAUUGCUGGAGGAACUGAUGCACCAAUUGUUCCAGUUUGCUUGGGGGGUUUUAUAGCUCGUGGAGCUUUGUCCCAAAGAAAUGGUGAUCCACAAACUGCUUCAAGACCUUGGGAUAAAGAUCGAGAUGGCUUUGUUUUAGGCGAAGGUGCUGGAGUUUUGGUAAUGGAGAGCUUGGAGCACGCAAUGAAGCGUGGUGCACCAAUUUUUGCUGAAUACUUAGGCGGUGCAAUUAAUUUUGAUGCUCAUCAUUUGACUGAUCCCAGAUUAGAUGGAUUUGGCAUUUCAUUAUGUAUCCAAAGAUGCCUUCAAAAAGCCGGUGUAUCACCAGAAGAGGUUAACUAUAUCAAUGCACAUGCAACUUCUACAAUUGUUGGUGACCAAGCAGAGGUGAAUGCCAUAAGACAAGUAUUCAAGGACACUUCAGAUAUCAAAAUAAAUGCAACCAAGUCUAUGAUAGGGCACAGUAUUGGAGCUGCUGGGGCUCUAGAAGCCAUUGCUGUUUUAAAAGCCAUAACUAUUGGGUGGCUGCAUCCAACAAUAAACCAAUUUAAUGUUGAGCCUUCUAUGGAAUUUGAUACAGUUGCAAACAAAAAGAAACAACAUGAAGUGAAUAUUGCAAUUUCAAAUUCUUUUGGCUUUGGAGGGCACAACUCGGUCGUGGCAUUUUCAGCAUUCAAGCCUUAAUCAUCCCACUAAUAUUGCAACCCUUUUCAAUAUCUAAUUUCAUGUACUGGCAAAGAACUUUGAAUGAUAUAUGUUUCAUGAAAGACAA
This is a messenger RNA of Macadamia integrifolia, 1531 nucleotides long. Its product is annotated as 3-oxoacyl-[acyl-carrier-protein] synthase I, chloroplastic-like. The transcript is spliced from 7 exons. Gene Ontology annotation, molecular function: 3-oxoacyl-[acyl-carrier-protein] synthase activity. The record is from RefSeq and is a predicted model, not a curated record. NCBI's taxonomy places the organism in Eukaryota, Viridiplantae, Streptophyta, Magnoliopsida, Proteales, Proteaceae. Gene Ontology annotation, biological process: fatty acid biosynthetic process. Bases 10 to 1443 code for a protein of 477 amino acids.